Molecule: messenger RNA, 2358 nt
Organism: Aspergillus caelatus
Lineage: Eukaryota; Fungi; Ascomycota; Eurotiomycetes; Eurotiales; Aspergillaceae
Exons: 9
Coding region: 1-2358 (785 amino acids)
Source: RefSeq, a predicted model, not a curated record
AUGGAUCACGAAACCGCGGGAGCUAAAGAAUGGUUGCUACCUGGUUACGGGCGGCCCACAUCGAAAAGCCGUGGAGAAACUACUCGAACAGUGGCUGAUCAGGCUCGCAUAACAUUGUCCAAAGAUAGUAUCCGAAAAGAGAUAGAGACACAGAAUCCACAGUCUUCAUAUGCCGCAGUUACCGCAGCUCCUGUAGCCAACAGCAUUGGGCGAGGUAGAGGUGCAUCGAGGGCAACAAGGGCAACAAGGGGGCGCGUGCAGGCUAGACGGGCAUACUCCAACACCGCAGCCUCACGCCAAUCCAGCAAUCUUCUCCGCGACUCACCUGCUAAAUCAAAUUGGAGAGCUGGUAGUGAACCUUCCGCGAUUUUCAACUUGCCUACCUCUUUUGGCAGUUUCAAGUACGAGUUCUUCGGAGUAGCAAGAUCGACACUUUCAGGAAAGUCCCCUGCAGCCACCCAAGGUCGUCAUGAAGUCUUCGAGGAAAUUAGCAGGAGAACGGGCGCGUAUGUGAAACCUCCAUCUUAUACUGACAAGGUCAUUCAGCUAUGGGGUAAACCACAAGACGUGGCUUUGGCCAUAGAAAUGAUUGAAAGGCUUCUUGCCAAAUGCAAUAGUUUUGCAGCCGCACAUAAAAGGACGGAAUGGGCUAAAAUCAAUGCCUAUUCCGCAAACAAAGAAAUGGGUGUUGAUUUCAAGGAAAGACGUGAGAAUAUACUGCUGUUUCUGAGGAAGGAACCGGAAUCGCCUUCAGCUUUUCCCGAGCAGCUUUUUUUCUUGUGGCCGAACGAUGGUCCACCGAUCAAGGAAUCUCUUGGAAAACAACUCGAGGCCCUUGAUAUCAUUCGGGCGAAAUUUGGCUGUCACCUCUACCUUCCAAAGAAUGCCCCGGACUAUAUAUGUGCUCUUGGUCAUAGCCAUGAUACGAUGAGGCAGAUCGCACAGCUUCUUAGGACCAAGUGGAGUGAGACCGUUGCCAAUAGCCACGUUAGGUCGAAAGCCUACAUUUUAGAGCCACCAGAAACCCUGAGAGACAAGAUUGUCGUGGAGAAUAAUACUCUCUUUGCGAAAGCCUUUCUCCAUGGAAAGAGGGUGAAGAGCCUUUCGCCAGAGCAGUGGCAGAAUCGACGUACUUUGAUACAGACAAAGAACAACACACACAUCUUGAGCGCCCUUUCAAAAUCCUUGCAAGGUGUCUCCUUUGUCCGUGGACACUUGCGUAUGCGUGUUAACCUUGGUUCAUUUGUGCUUGAUGAGUAUCACAUGCCCAAGAACGACAAAGUUGGGUAUAGUUUUGAGGAGUUUAGAGAGAUGCUAUUGCAUGAGCAAACGAAAGGCCGUCUGAUUCCAGGAUUACGGGUCGGUCAAGAUGAGCUCCUGGCUAGAUGUUUCAUGUCUACCGAUCUUCUCGAGCCUUACGAAAGUACAUCCUGUUCGCUGAAAAAUGCUGAGCCUGCAUAUUCCGUGAACUUCGAAUUCCUAGGUUCGAAUAAUGCUCUACUUCGUCUCGAAGCUGAAUUUGCUAGAAGCCCCGGGGCGCAGGAAUAUGAAGUAACUCAACGCCGAUGGCUUAGGCCUCGCAAAAGCGGCCAGUCAAGGGACAGGAGGCCACCCCUACAGAUUGGUGUUAUUGAUUUCGAAAGAGCCGACUGGCAACUUGAAAUCAAAUCCCUAGAGUUCUAUGAGACAUCCUCCAUCGAUGCUGCAUUGAAAUCGUUUUCGCACUCGAUCGGCUUCCGACGCACUACAACCAUAGGUGACAUUUCUGCACAGCCCAAGAGAAAAGUGAUCUUUCCGAGUUCAGCACCGGUAUCCAGAUUUGUGGAAAAAACCUCCAUCCGGUACCGACUGAAAGGCACCAAGUACAUAUUAGAGAUAGCGAGGUACGAUGAAUACAGCCGCUUAAAGACGGAUGCUUUUCAGGGACAAGCACUAGCACCAGCUUUAGUGACGGGUGAGAUCUGCGAUGUCCCAUCCACGUCCUGGGGCGCAUCUAUAUUCAAUUCCAACUGGGAUAACUUGAUGGGAGAGCAAGCGAACCUGUCAGUUGGGCAUUCCGCACGGCACAGCCCAGAGCUUCACACUUUCUUCCCGCCAAGAAUGAUAUCCAAUUCGGAUGACAAGAGCGAGGGCUUCUGGGAGUUUAUUGGUUUAGUGAAACGAGUGGCGGAAGUUCUAGGCCCAGCACAGCCCCGUUCCAGCUCAGAGAAUACUGCCAGGAUAAUACAGGUGAGCACCGAGUCCUCGAUGAUUUCUGCUGCAACCAAAAGCCAGCCACCUUCAAAUGGAUCCUCGCCCAAACUUGAGGUGAAGGGCCUUGCUGGGAUGUUGGAUGCCGACCUUGGCACUCUAUUCUAG